Polychytrium aggregatum is the source of this 2622-nucleotide messenger RNA. RefSeq lists its product as uncharacterized. Lineage: Eukaryota; Fungi; Chytridiomycota; Chytridiomycetes; Polychytriales. The coding region runs from base 469 to 2520 and encodes 683 amino acids. The record is from RefSeq and is a predicted model, not a curated record. The transcript has 2 exons.
GACCUGCGUCGCCCAGGCCGGCUUUGCCCCGAUCUCCUCGCCAUCGGCCCUCGUCUGCAAGCGCAUCUCCGGGAUUUGGGCCGCCGCCUGCCCGCAAUCGCUCCGGGAAGGCAUAGGCCGCACCCCUCCGUCGCUAGCGGCGCUGUCCCUGACGACAUCCUCCUCGACCGGCAAGCCCGACAGCAACCGCCCACUGUCUCUCGGGCCUCUCCGCGCAAGCGCUGCUCCGGUUGCGGAUUGCAUCCUCGGCUUCUUCGAGGGGAACUGCAUCCCCGUUCCCUUCCGGGUCGCAUCCCCGCUCCGUCCUGGACUGCAUUCCCGUCUCGUCCCUGGACCGCACCUCUGUCUCAUUCGGCCCGUCCGUUUCGUCUGUUGCUCGACCCCACUUGUGUAUAGCAGCUUACCAGUCGCUUUCGCAGUCAACCGGCUUGCUCAACCCAGCUACCUCCCGCCCAACAUCCCUGCGCCAUGGUCUCCUACAACUACCCCAGCGACAUCAGCCAGGCCAUCUGGUACUAUGCCACCACCUUCUGUCGGCACUUUCACGGCAUCCCCUUUGACGAAGCCGUUGCUCGCAUCCAAGCAGACUCGUUCUUUCUGUAUUUCAUUAAGAACUUUAUCGAGAACUGCAACAGUCUGCAAAACGAGAACCGCCUGCCCCUGGGAAUCACCACCGAGGUCCAGAUGACCUCCUUGAUCCUCGUGCAGCGAGCCGCCAGAGCCCGCGGCGCCAUGCUCCAGCAUGCCCACCGCCACGAAGUCGACCAGAUCCAGCAGAUGGCCGUCCAAGACAUCUACGCCUGCUUUGUCGUCUCCUUUAUGCUGGCCCAGAAGUGGAACAUCGAUGUGCCCUGGGACAUCAAGGCGUGGGUGCUGAUCGCCAACGAAGGGCAAGAACUGCUCCAAACUCCCGGCAGCGGGCAGCUCCAUCCACUCCAGGCCCGAGUCCUGGUCCAAGCCGAGCGAGAGUUUCUAUCCCUGUGCUCCUACGAUCUCUUCAUUCAGCCGGAGGAGUACCGCCAGUUUGUCGACACUCUUGUCCAUAGCGAAAAAUGCUGGCAGCAGGUCAGUCGCAUGAUGGAGAUGGACUGGGACACUCUCCGCUCGACCUCGGCGGCCCAGAGAGAGAAGCGCUUGGGCAGGCGGCCCAAACCAACCGAGCAAGUCCCUCCGCUGCUGCAGGAAAUGGCUGCGUCGUUCCCAGCAAUGUAUCGCCAGACAAGUGGUCCCGCUGCCGUGGUUGGGAAUCCGGUGCCCAGCCUCAGCCGGUUCGAUGCUGCCCAAAUUGCCGCCCACCGAAGCGACGCUGCCCGAUCCGGCGAAGCAGAACUCGAUGAGCCCAAGUUUGAUGCCUUUCGACUUGCUGCCCCAAGACUGGAGGCCGCGCGGGUCGACAUGUCUGGGCUCGGCCAGUUCAAGCGCGACCACUAUAGAUCUAGUGGACUGCAGCCAGGCCAGCUCCGACCAGAGACGACGGCGAGUUUCGGCGCUUCAAUUGUGCCCAAAUCGCAUAUCCAUCACUUGCACAGCUCGCAAGGCACUGCUCCUCACACUGCUGGCACAAGCUUGCAAGGCGACGGCACAUACUAUGGCUUCAAGGACCUUUUUGACCUGCCCGGGAUUCCCCUCGGGCUCGGCUCGCCGCUGCACGUACCCUCUGCCGCCCUCGAUUCCACCACCUCAAAGUUUGCAUCGGCUCAGGCGAACACCGGCCCAAAGGACAAGACAACCGGCUUGGACGACAUUCCCCUCAACACACACCACCCGGUUUCGAGUCGCAAUCCUGGCUCGCUUCAUUCCGCAUCAACCGCCCACGAGGGAACUGGUCAAGGCAGCGUCCCCAUCACUGGGUUCGGUAUUGGCGGCAUGAGCAUUGGUGCUGGCACCCAGCACCGGGUUCCGUCCGCCUCCCCGCGACGACGAUACCAUUCUCGGUCCCGCUCUCUCGCCGACCUCCCAAACAGCUCGUCCAGCCUACUCCUAUCCCCGCAUGUGUCUAUCCGCGACGGCAUCAGCCCGGAGGAUUGGUCUGUGUUCGACAUCAUCCCCAGUACCCUGAGAGAGAUUCUUCAUCCCCCCAUGAAACCCAUUCACUGCCACAAGCAGGGCCAGCUCAACGACCAUGUCCCCUCCGUUGCCCACAGUGCCCCGAACGGCCACUUCUGGGGCACCUACCCAUACGCUUCGCUCUCCACCAGCGCUGUCGUUCCCGAUCUGGGCUCGGUACCUUCGCACCUACAAAAGCCUCCCUCACCCGCGCUGCUGCCGCCCUUACCGCCGCCAUCGGCAUUGUCGCGCCUGUCUCCCGGGCCAAGGCCAGCUGUAGAGUCGAUUUCGAUGCUCACCGAGAAGCCCCCGAUGCUGCUCGGAUUUGCGGACACGGAUAGUGCUCGUCCCUCGAUCCCGCGCCCGGAUCAAGGUAUGUGGAUGGCUGCCUCCAAGCCAUGGACGCACGGGCUUGCCGCUGCGUCGAGACCACAAUGGGACAGCCACACGACCCUUCUCGAUCUCGAUGUUUGAGCUCGAUUCGAGGAGCAGCCGAGUUGGGCCACAAGCUCCUCUCGCCUCCUUGAGCCGAAAAAAAAAAAGAUCAAAAGUUCACACCCCUUCAAAAGGAAGCGU